Messenger RNA from Ceratosolen solmsi marchali, 2267 nucleotides. RefSeq names its product septin interacting protein 3 (gene sip3). The transcript has 8 exons. Gene Ontology annotation, molecular function: ubiquitin protein ligase activity. Gene Ontology annotation, cellular component: endomembrane system. The record is from RefSeq and is a predicted model, not a curated record. NCBI's taxonomy places the organism in Eukaryota, Metazoa, Arthropoda, Insecta, Hymenoptera, Agaonidae. The coding region runs from base 342 to 2150 and encodes 602 amino acids. Gene Ontology annotation, biological process: proteasome-mediated ubiquitin-dependent protein catabolic process; ERAD pathway.
CCGUUAGUUUCACUGAUCGCCACAACGAGAGCAGCGCCUUUCGUCGCCUGCUGGUUGUGUCAAAAAACGAGUAAGCCUAGAGUAAUACAUUAAAAAAUAAGGAAAAAAACGAAUAGCAAGUACGUGAACGUUGAAGAUUAUUGCAGUGUAGUAUAAGAAAAACAGGAGGGUAAAUUUUUCGUGACGAGAAGUCCGUGGGGGGGUGGUUGGAAAUAGUGCGAGGACGUCCUCGCACUUUUGAAGAAUUGAAAAAGUCGAAGCAAAAGGCGGCCUCGGGAUAGAUCUUACAGAAAGAAGCCUAGAAACUGCUCUACGCACGAAAAGUGGAUCUCAGGGCGAAGAUGCGAGCUGUAGGUAUCGUGCUGAUUAGCGUCGCACUUACGUGCGCUGUUAUCGGCAAUGCCUACUAUCAAAAAAAGCAGUUCUACCCAUCGGUCGUCUACAUAACCAAAUCUAAUCCCAGCAUGGCUGUUAUUUAUGUCCAAGGUCUUAUACUUGUUUUAAUGGCAAAUACUUUUUUGAGAAAAAUUUUCUUUGGAAAUCUAAGAGCAGCAGAAUUUGAACACUUAAUGGAAAAAUUAUGGUACGCAGUGACAGAAGCUUGUUUAGCAUUUACUGUUUUUAGGGAUGAUUUUAGUCCAAAGUUUAUUGCUCUGUUUACAUUACUUUUAUUUUUAAAAUCAUUUCAUUGGUUGGCUGAAGAUCGAAUUGACUAUAUGGAAAGAAGCCCAGUAAUAACAUGGCUGUUUCAUGUCAGAGUAGGCACACUAUUAGGAAUUUUAUUUUCUAUAAAUCUAGCCAUGUUUAAUUAUGCAUACACUUCAACAAUUGCUAAAGGAGCAUCUGUUCAACUUGUAUUUGGCUUUGAGUAUGCUUUACUGUUAACUGUUGUUUUAAAUAUAAAUGUGAAAUAUAUACUUCAUACAAUUGAUUUACAAAGAGAUAAUCCUUGGGACAAUAAACCUGUAUUUUUGUUGUACACUGAAUUAAUCAUUGGUUUGGUUAAGGUUACUUUAUACAUCGCAUUUGUUGCAAUUAUGGUUAAAAUAUAUACCUUACCUUUAUUUACCUUCAGACCUAUGUAUUAUACAAUGAGAAACUUUAAGAAAGCUUUUCAUGACAUUGUCAUGUCUAGAAGAGCUAUAAGAAAUAUGAAUACGUUAUAUCCUAAUGCAACACCUGAAGAAUUAGCUGCUGCUGAUAAUGUUUGCAUUAUUUGCCGAGAGGAAAUGGUUGCCGCAAGCAAAAAAUUACCAUGUAAUCAUAUAUUUCACACUGCUUGUUUACGAUCUUGGUUCCAACGUCAACAAACUUGUCCUACCUGUAGAUUAAAUAUUUUAAGACCUACAAUUAUGCAAACAAGACAACAAAAUCAAGCUCAACCACCUGCUGCACCUGCUCCACAGCCUAUCCCUGCUCAAGGACCAAAUCCACAACCAGGACCAGCUCCCUUUCAGCUUCCUGCUUUUUGGGCCAAUUUCCCACCACCUCCUCCACCAACACCAACACCAGGAACACCUGGAGCAUCUCAACAACCAGGUCCGAGCUCAACAUCUUCAACUUCUCAGACACCCUCUUUUCAAUCUCUUGGUCCUGGAAGUAUUCCUAUUUUUGCACCUUCCUUCCAUCCAAUCAUUCCUUUACCACCUGUACCCAUACCACCAACAAAUUUGACUGCUCUGAGCGAGGAAGAAUUAAGGAUGAUGGAGGGUAAUUUACGUCAAGCUGUUGAGGCUAGAAUAGAGACAUUAAAAAGAGUUCAGUUACUAUUAGAUGCAGGGAUUGCUAUGAUGAGUCAAUACCAGACCGUCACAACUAUUGCUAACAUUCCUUUAUCAAUGUCUACUACAAGUUUAAAAAAUGAAAAUUCAAGUUCAAAAAUGUCGAAUCCGAUGACGAAAAUAGGAGAAAAUUCUCAAACCAGUACUUCACAAAAUCAUAAAUCAAAUUAUUCUAAUAAAAUGAAAGCAUCGACUUCAAAGACUGUUGCUGAAGCAUCUACAGAAAGCAUAGCAGAAUCUUCAAUCACAAGUACUAAUGAAGCAGUGGCUACAACUUCGAGAGCCACUAGUGAGAUAUUGAGUGAACAAGAAUUACUAAGGCGAAGAAGAUUAGAAAAAUGUGCACAAGGAGAUCCUUCCAUCGAUUAAGUGGAUACCAGAUGUACUGAUUUACUAAUGUGUGCUUUUAAAAGUUGAUGGAUGAUUACUUUUAUUUAAUCUAUUAUUGGUUUCAUUAUAAAUGAUGAAUGUUUUUGAAUAAGACUA